AUGGCGGAUACCAAUCCCACUCUCCCCUCCAUUGAGGUACAGAACCUCUCGUACAAGUUCCAAGAUGGCUCUGAUGGCCUGGAAAAUAUAAAUUUGAGCCUACCAGCUGGAAGUCGCACCCUCUUGAUUGGCGCAAACGGAGCGGGGAAGACCACCCUCCUCCGCCUCCUAGCAGGGAAGCGCCUUGCACCCACGAACACCAUCGCCGUGGGCGGCAAGGACCCCUUCAAGGAUAGUCUGGACGGUGUGACCUACCUGGGAGUUGAAUGGGUGUUGAACAGCAUCGUGCGCACAGACAUCGACGUGCCGACACUGCUCGCCUCUGUCGGCGGAGAUGCCUAUCCAGAGCGCCGGGACGAGCUCAUUGAUAUCCUCGAUGUCGAUCUGCGCUGGCGUAUGCAUGCCGUCUCGGAUGGAGAACGCCGCCGCGUACAGCUGGCCAUGGGGUUGCUACGACCCUGGCAGGUUCUGCUGCUCGACGAGAUCACUGUCGACUUGGACCUUUUGUCCAGGAGCAAUUUCCUGGCUUUCCUAAAGCGGGAGACCGAGACCCGUGCUUGCACUAUUGUUUAUGCAACCCACAUCUUGGACAACCUCGCCCAGUGGCCUACCCAUCUGGUCCACAUGCACUUGGGCAAGGUCAAGGCACAGGGUAGUGUGGAGUCGUUCCAUGAACAAGUCCCCGAGUGGACCUCGGAGAAUAGUCGCCUUGGAGAGCUUGUCCUUAAGUGGCUCAAGGAAGAUAUGAAGCUCAGAGGUCCCCGGAAUAACCGUGGUAAUCAGGGCAAGACCUACCAGUCCCUUGAAGGUCUUGGAGGCUAUGGACUGGAAAAACACGAUUGA
Penicillium coprophilum is the source of this 843-nucleotide messenger RNA. Its product is annotated as putative ABC transporter. The transcript has 2 exons. NCBI's taxonomy places the organism in Eukaryota, Fungi, Ascomycota, Eurotiomycetes, Eurotiales, Aspergillaceae. Gene Ontology annotation, molecular function: ATP binding; ATP hydrolysis activity. The record is from RefSeq and is a predicted model, not a curated record. Bases 1 to 843 code for a protein of 280 amino acids.